Messenger RNA from Lutzomyia longipalpis, 1642 nucleotides. RefSeq lists its product as uncharacterized. The record is from RefSeq and is a predicted model, not a curated record. The transcript has a single exon. Bases 1 to 1233 code for a protein of 410 amino acids. Lineage: Eukaryota; Metazoa; Arthropoda; Insecta; Diptera; Psychodidae.
AUGGCAUUUAGGAUAGCAUCAACGGACAAUGCUUGCAGGUGCCCUGAUUUUGUGGCUGAUGUGCUUUUGGGAAUUGCCCGUGAGCGUGGCAUACGUCGACCGCGGUAUGCCUUUGAGAAGGGCUCCAGCCAGGGGGAUGGCUUUAUUGGUGUGGUGACUCGAGUGGUAAUUGUGGAUGAGGAUAGUGGUGCUGAAAUUCGUCUCAUUUGCAAGCACCUCAAGCGAAAUCCCAACGAUACGGACACCUUUACAAAUAUGGAUAUGUUUGAGCGUGAGAUCUUCAUGUACCGUCACGUGUUGCCGGAAAUGGUACGUCUCCAGCGGGAGAAGGGAGUGCGGGAUGAUGAGGGUUUUUUCGCUUUCCCCACAUGCCACUAUGCUGGCUACUGCGCGGAAACCGAGGAGGCAGCCCUCAUAUUUGAUGAUCUCAAAUAUGAGGGUUUUGACAUGCUGGAGAAACGCAAAGUCCCCUCCGUUGCGCACGUUAAGAUGCUCUUCACACAGCUGGGACGUCUUCAUGCUGUCUCCCUGGCACUCCGUAGGGAGAAACCCCAAAUCCUGGCACAAUUUCAGCACCUCGAUGACUUUCUUACUAAAUUCAUGAGGAAGAGUGACAUGGAAUCGCUACAGGGGAAAAAUUGCCGACUCCUCCAAACAGUCCUGAUGCCAGAGGAGGAGGAUGCCCGGAAGUUCUUUCAACGAUGGGAAACAGCAAUGUGGGCAGACGUUGCGGAAAGAAUUGAGGGGAAAAAUGCCGAACCGUAUGCCGUUAUCAAUCACGGGGAUUGCUGGAUCAAUAAUCUCAUGUUCUGCCAUGCUAAUGGGGCGAAUAAUCCCAGUAAAAUCACCCUAAUUGACUGGCAAAUGUCUCGCUAUGCAUCCCCAGUACUGGAUGUUGUCUAUUUCAUUUUCACAUGCACCGAUAAAUCCUUCCGGGAUCAACAUUUCAGCGCCUGCCUUGACACCUAUUACAACGCCCUUGCUGAGCUCCUUGAGAAACUGGGAGGGGAUGCAUCUGAGCAAUUCCCCAGGGCUGUCUUUGAGGAGCAUCUAAGGAAAUUUGGGAAGAUUGGAAUGGCCAUGUGUACCUUCACUACACCACUGGACACGUGCUACGUGGAGCAAUACAAUGCAGAACCUGAGCACACCUAUCGUGCGAACAACAGAGAGGCCUAUGAGGCCAGAAUGCGCGGGAAUGUGACGGAUUUCAUAGACUUUGGCUGUAUGAAUUGAUAAACAAGCUUACCUCACUUCAACACAUUUAUUCAUCCUCAAUCAUCGGUGUCUAUCGCGAUGGCUACUUUUGGAAGAUUUCCGGGAAUCACGAUGGUCAUCAUCUCUGUCUCUGCGACUACUCGUGUGCCUCCUCCUGUGGCGCUCAUCUGCUGAUUCUGAACUUGAAGAAUCUCUUCGGUGUUUCUUUUUACUUUUCAAUUUCGGGGACUUUUGUCGCUCUCUGCUGCGACUCCUCUCCCUCCUGGAAUCUUUUUCUUGCCUCGAAGAACUACUACGGUGGUGUGAAGAUUUGUUUCUCUCCGAAUCUUCCUGCUUCUUUUUGUACUCUUCGUAUUUUUCAACAUCUGUGAAUUUAAUAAAAGAAUAAAUUGAAUUUUAAAAUAAAUUUUUAUGCAAAAGAAACAAA